CUUCCACGAGAAAUUUAUUAUUAUAACGUAUACGUCGCUUACAAAAUUCGAGGUAACGAUCGCUUUCGAAAGAAUAUUUGUGCAGCUACUAAAGUCUUCAAGUGCAUUUACUAGCCUAAAAUAAUGAGUAAACCGGGCAGUGCUCCUCCGCAAUUCACCUAUGUGCCGCCCCCCUCGGCACCGCCCUCUUACCAGGAGGCGGUGGGCGGGGUGAAACCCGUGGGUCCAUACACGCCCGUUGUGGCUCCAGCGACCACGGCGAACACCACGAUCGUGACCACGGUGGUGCCCAUCAGUCGCACCUCGACGCACAUGAUCUGUCCAUCGUGCCACGCCGAGAUUGAGACGACCACGCGUACCGAGCCCGGAAUGAUUGCCUACUUGUCCGGAUUUUUGAUUGCCCUCUUUGGCUGCUGGCUGGGAUGCUGCCUGAUACCUUGCUGCAUCGACGACUGUAUGGAUGUUCACCACUCGUGCCCCAAUUGCCGGGCAUACUUGGGGCGCUACCGUCGAUAAGAUCCUGCCACCAUGCCAUCCGAUUCAGUGGUGUACUGUGUUUAAAUUUAAGCAAGCGUUUUUGCCUUUAUUUAUUUAAUUGUAGUAAUGUCGUUUGGAUUCCACAGCGAAGGCAGAUGGAACGAGCCCAGGCUUCCCCUAAAACUAAUGCUAACCUGCUAAAAUUUCUUCGCCGUCUUAUAUAUAUUGAUUCGCCCUCUUUAACUGUUACGUCAUUGUUUCUGCCACGUUUAAAAUAGUAAUAUGUACACAAUUAACUAUUCAAUCCUUCGCGGACAGGACAACUACUACGAAAAUGAAAAAUCAAAUUCGCUUCACCAUGUAUUAUAAAUGCCUGAGCACAAGCUUUGUAAAGUCGCAUGAUUGUCCAGCGCGAAAAAUAAACCUUAAAAUAUAUGUACAAAUUGUAAUCUAUUCAAGAUCAGCUUCGGUUUUUUGCACAAUGUUUCAUAAGUAUAAAUGAUACAGAAAGGAUGUAGUCAAAAAGACAAAUAACGCGAUGUUUUUGUAACAAUUUGAAAUUUAGCGAAAGUGCAUAUUGUAUACCAGAAAGCUAAUCUCUGUAUUAAUUAAUCACCAAUUCUAUAUAUUUGACUUUUUAUUUUUAAAUAAAACCGAAAUUGUCACUAAAUGAA
Messenger RNA from Drosophila ficusphila, 1151 nucleotides. RefSeq names its product LITAF domain-containing protein. The transcript is spliced from 3 exons. NCBI's taxonomy places the organism in Eukaryota, Metazoa, Arthropoda, Insecta, Diptera, Drosophilidae. Gene Ontology annotation, molecular function: zinc ion binding. The record is from RefSeq and is a predicted model, not a curated record. Bases 124 to 516 code for a protein of 130 amino acids.